Chaetura pelagica (chimney swift) is the source of this 1554-nucleotide messenger RNA. It is a transcript of the gene EBF1, whose product is annotated as early B-cell factor 1. NCBI's taxonomy places the organism in Eukaryota, Metazoa, Chordata, Aves, Apodiformes, Apodidae. The record is from RefSeq and is a predicted model, not a curated record. The transcript is spliced from 14 exons. The coding region runs from base 1 to 1554 and encodes 517 amino acids. Gene Ontology annotation, biological process: regulation of transcription by RNA polymerase II. Gene Ontology annotation, molecular function: DNA-binding transcription factor activity, RNA polymerase II-specific; RNA polymerase II cis-regulatory region sequence-specific DNA binding.
AUGUUUGGGAUUCAGGAAAGCAUCCAGCGGAGUGGGAGCAGCAUGAAGGAAGAGCCCCUCGGCGCGGGGAUGAACGCGGUGCGGACAUGGAUGCAGGGAGCCGGCGUCCUGGACGCCAGCACGGCCGCUCAGAGAGUUGCUCUCUGGAAAGUGGUGGAUCACGAGGUUCAAGGCGAGAAUCAGCUCCAGGCAAUAGUGUACGAAGGCCAAGACAAGAACCCAGAAAUGUGCCGAGUUCUGCUCACGCAUGAAAUAAUGUGCAGCCGCUGUUGUGACAAGAAAAGCUGUGGCAACAGAAAUGAGACUCCAUCAGAUCCAGUGAUAAUUGACAGGUUCUUCUUGAAAUUUUUCCUCAAAUGUAACCAAAAUUGCCUAAAAAAUGCAGGAAACCCUCGAGACAUGCGUCGAUUCCAGGUUGUGGUGUCUACAACAGUCAAUGUUGAUGGCCACGUGUUGGCAGUGUCGGACAAUAUGUUUGUACACAACAAUUCCAAGCACGGGCGGAGAGCUCGAAGACUCGAUCCCUCGGAAGGUACGCCUUCUUAUCUGGAACAUGCUACACCAUGUAUCAAAGCCAUCAGUCCAAGUGAAGGAUGGACUACAGGAGGUGCCACUGUCAUCAUCAUAGGAGACAAUUUCUUUGAUGGGUUACAGGUCAUAUUCGGCACCAUGCUGGUUUGGAGUGAGCUGAUUACUCCUCAUGCCAUCCGUGUACAGACGCCUCCCCGACAUAUCCCUGGGGUUGUAGAAGUUACAUUGUCCUACAAAUCUAAGCAGUUUUGCAAGGGAACGCCUGGAAGAUUCAUUUACACAGCUCUGAACGAACCCACCAUUGACUAUGGUUUCCAAAGGUUACAGAAGGUUAUUCCCCGGCACCCUGGUGACCCCGAACGCUUGCCAAAGGAAGUAAUACUUAAGAGGGCUGCUGAUUUAGUAGAAGCACUCUAUGGUAUGCCACAUAAUAACCAGGAAAUAAUCCUGAAAAGAGCAGCAGACAUCGCCGAAGCGCUUUACAGUGUCCCCCGCAACCACAACCAGCUCCCCGCCCUUGCUAACACAUCAGUUCAUGCAGGAAUGAUGGGAGUGAAUUCCUUUAGUGGUCAACUAGCAGUCAAUGUUUCCGAAGCCUCACAAGCCACCAAUCAGGGUUUUACUCGCAACUCAAGCAGCGUGUCACCUCAUGGCUAUGUGCCAAGCACCACCCCUCAGCAGACAAACUAUAACUCUGUCACAACAAGCAUGAAUGGCUAUGGGAAUGCUGGAAUGUCAAAUUUAGGUGGUUCUCCAACCUUCCUGAAUGGAUCUGCUGCCAAUUCUCCCUAUGCCAUCGUGCCAUCCAGUCCGACAAUGGCCUCCUCCACUAGCCUCCCCUCAAACUGUAGCAGUUCCUCUGGGAUUUUCUCCUUCUCACCAGCCAACAUGGUCUCAGCAGUGAAACAGAAGAGUGCUUUUGCGCCUGUCGUGAGACCGCAAACUUCUCCUCCUCCAACCUGCACCAGCACCAAUGGCAAUAGCCUGCAAGCUAUAUCUGGCAUGAUUGUUCCCCCCAUGUGA